Molecule: messenger RNA, 1424 nt
Organism: Ictalurus punctatus (channel catfish)
Lineage: Eukaryota; Metazoa; Chordata; Actinopteri; Siluriformes; Ictaluridae
Product: deoxynucleoside kinase
Exons: 7
Coding region: 159-953 (264 amino acids)
Biological process (GO): nucleobase-containing compound metabolic process
Cellular component (GO): cytoplasm; mitochondrion
Molecular function (GO): ATP binding; deoxyguanosine kinase activity
Source: RefSeq, a predicted model, not a curated record
CGUGCCUGCGCACGAGGUCAGCUUGUCCCCAGCUCUUGGUGGGUUUUCAAAGAUUUACUCAGUUCAGACACCUGGCCUGGCUGACAGUGCAGCGGGUUUAAUAUUAAUUUAAAAAACAUUUUAUGGUUAAUUUAUAACAGCGACCUGCAUUUCCUGUUAUGGCGACUCCCCCGAAGAGAAUGUGCUCCCAGCCUGACUUCAACAGCAGUUUUGAAAAGAGAGCUAAGAAGAUAUCCAUUGAAGGAAACAUUGCUGCAGGCAAGUCGACCUUUGUGCGCUUGUUGGAAAGAGAAUCGGAGGAAUGGGAAGUGAUCCCUGAGCCCAUUGGCAAGUGGUGCAAUGUUCAGACUACGGAGAACGAGUUUGAGGAGCUGACCACGUCCCAAAAGAGUGGAGGCAACCUGUUGCAGAUGUUGUAUGACAAGCCCAGCCGCUGGUCCUACACCUUCCAGACCUACGCUUGCCUAAGCCGCGUUCGUGCCCAACUUCAGCCCGCCUCUGCCAAGCUGCAACAGGCUGAGCAUCCAGUCCAGUUCUAUGAGCGCUCGGUCUACAGUGACAGAUACGUAUUUGCUUCAAACCUAUUCGAGUCUGGAGACUUCACCGAGACUGAGUUUGCCAUCUACCAAGACUUUCAUAGCUGGCUUCACUCUCAGUUUGAGUCUGACCUUGAGCUUGAUGCCAUAAUCUAUUUGCGAGCCGAUCCUGAGAGGUGUAUGCAACGUCUUAAAUGCCGAGGUCGUGAGGAGGAGCUGGGAAUUCCUCUGGAGUACUUGGAGAAACUUCACUAUAAACAUGAGUGUUGGCUCUAUAACAGAACUACACAGCUUGAUUUUGAGUACUUGAAGGAUCUCCCUGUUCUGGUGCUGGAUGUUAACGAUGACUUCAAGAAUGACAGAAUUAAGCAGCAGGAAGUGGUUGACAAGGUGAACGAAUUUCUGUCUACGCUCUAAUACAUAAUCAAGCACUCUCUGAAGAGUGUUUGUGUGUGGUUUUUAAAGCAGGCUUUUAUUUUUUUAAAUAUUAUUUUUCCAUACCUUUUUUUAUUUUUUAUUUUAUUUCCAUACCUCAAAUAUAGAUGUAUUAAGUGAGAAAUGCAUUACAUCAAAAUCAACAAGCAGUUUUACAACGAAACAACUACAGUGACCUCCGAUUGUGUUCGGGGCUUUGCCUGGGUAUGUAAUUGUCAUCAUGUAAUCCUUGUCAUCGUCACACUUUAUUAAUUUUUUUUUUUUUUUUAACUGUUUGAAACGAGGUUGAACUUGACUUUAAAUUGUAAAUAUGUAUUUAUAGUUGUCUUAUUAAAACACAAAGCACUUGUUUUUUCUGUUUUAUGCUGUUGAGAUUUUUUUCAUAGUAUUUUUACAAAAUAAAAUUGCCUUUAAUAUGCCUAAGUAAACUGCAAUAAAUGUUGUUGGUCUUUA